UUAAGCUCUACGCACACGCAGGAAAAAAGAAAAUCAGCAGCAGCAGUAGCGAGAGGGAGAGAUUAGUUCAAAGAGGAGAGAAAAUGGGGGGAGGAAUGGAAACGAAUAAGAACAGAUUCAUUGAGGACUGGAGCACUGCGAGAGAGAACCUCGAGCACAACUUCCGAUGGACUCGCCGCAAUUUUGCUAUCGUUGGCUUAUUCGGCAUCGCCAUCCCGAUCUUAGUCUACAAGGGCAUCGUCAAAGAAUUUCAUAUGCAAGAUGAAGAUGCUGGCAGGCCAUACAGGAAGUUCCUAUGAGUUUUCUGCUGCCGAAUGUGUACCGCAAUAAUUUUGAGCAAAGUGAAAGUGGGCUUUCCUUGGGACCACAAAAGUUUAUCAUUUUCUGCCAAAUUAGGUGCUUGCUUUCAUUGAUCUCUAGCUUACAGUUAUGUACUUUGGAUUCUGCUUAUUUUCUAAUAAUUUCGCCGUUGUUAAUGUUGCAAGUUUCUGUUGCAUUGCAUUAGUUUGAUUGUGCUAAUACUUUGUUGGGUUUGCUUUCAAUGAACUUCUGGAGCUUAAUCACGAGUUCUUUCUCUGUGGCUGUCUGCACCUAUUGACAUGCAGAUUUAGGUUAUGUUUGGAAGAAUUUCAGAAUUUUUUUCAACUUAUUUGUAAAUAUACACUCAGACUAUGUCGGGAACAAAAUGAAGAUUUUGUGGAA
Messenger RNA from Carica papaya (papaya), 702 nucleotides. Its product is annotated as neuronal acetylcholine receptor subunit alpha-5. Lineage: Eukaryota; Viridiplantae; Streptophyta; Magnoliopsida; Brassicales; Caricaceae. The record is from RefSeq and is a predicted model, not a curated record. Gene Ontology annotation, cellular component: respiratory chain complex I.